Messenger RNA from Cinara cedri, 903 nucleotides. The record is from the annotation of a GenBank genome assembly. NCBI's taxonomy places the organism in Eukaryota, Metazoa, Arthropoda, Insecta, Hemiptera, Aphididae.
AUGUCGAUAAUUCGGCAAUGGCGCACGGAUGAGGAUAUCUACCAACAUGUGAUGAUAUUGCCCGCACCGACACGCGGUUAUUUCCGUAUAGCGUUAAGCGUGACCGACGUGCCGGGCCGAAAUUCGAGGCACAUCUUCGUACAGCUGGCGGACGUGAUCCGCAACCUCCCGCGCUCGAUCAUGGUGGAAGACCUCAUCGCAGACCAGUUGGACCACGCGGCCUUUUACAUGUACAACGCCAGGCGUCUGGGAGGACCAGAACUGGACAUUCCCGAGUUAAAAACGCUGAUGACGUUGUGGUGCGAACAUUUCCCGGACGUGGAGCAUCAUAUACGGGUGCGGUCCAGGAAGACGCAGACAACCGUCGAGGACAUCGCCACCACCGAUGAACAGGACCACGACUCUGUCGCCCGGUGGGCCAAGUCUGCUUCGAUCAUCCAUUUACUGGCGCAUCCGGUGAUUCAAGAGGCGGUAGACAGGGGACUUUUGAUGAUCCAGCCGGCGAAGCCCAACGAAGAAGAGGUCGCGAGUACAUCCGCGAUGGCCAGAGGCCCAAAACAAAACCGCUGGCCGGCCGCCGGUCGGACUAGGCGCAAUUUGGGGGACACGAACCAACAACCCUCGGAAACGGUAAUGAGUGGUGCAGAUGUGGAAACGAUGAAGUCGUCCGGCGGCCGAGACAAACCACCUCGGGCCCUAUCAAUCAAGCGGUAUCCCAUUUUGACGGAUGUCGGUCAGCCUGGUGACUCCUCGGGAUCACCAUCGUCGAUCACCGUCAUUGUGGAUCCAGGAACCGAUGAUGAGUUGGAAGGCGAUAUACCGUUUGGCUUGGACGAGUUGCUCAAAGUGGCCAAGGCUAUGUCCAGAUUUCCGCCAAAUCACACGGGUAUCAAUCAAGGGUAA